AUGGCCGAGUUUACCUUCGUCCAGCUGCUCUCCCGCCCCGAAUUCGCCAUCUUCGACUUUGCCCCAGGCGAGACGCACACGAUUGCUUCCCCAGAAGCACUUGGCACAGCCCGCCACCUCCUCGAAGUGCUCACAGCACACUGCCUCGACGAGCUAGGCUUCGACGCAUCAGAUUCUCGCACUCACGACUCCCAGUUCGAUUCCGACCUAACCGCAUGGUGUGCCGACCACGUGCUCCCGCUCUGCGGUGACGAUCCCUCCAAAACCAAGAUCGUCAACGCCGCCGUACGCACUGCCGCUGUCUUGUCGGACUACCUCUACCCAUAUCACGACUCGACAAGCCGUACCCACCUGGCGCGGAUGUCAGUGGCUGGCAUUGUGCUGGACGAUUUCGCCGGCCAUGAAGAAGCACCCCUGUUCGGGCGCUACGUGUAUGACAUCCUGAUGGGUAGCGAAGCAGCCACAGAACGCAGCGGUUGGCUCGGGUUCUUCACCCGUCUUGUUCGCGAGUACAUCGCCCACUUUGGAGAGAAUGAUCCACGCGCAGGGGUCUUGGGCGGCGAGGCGCUGUUCAACUAUAUCUCUUCGCUGGAGAACGAGAAACGAUUCAACGGAAGCAUUUGGGACGUGCCGCCGCAUCUGAGGCCACCAUCCACCAGCAAGCACAGCUUUCACCAUUGUUGCCCUGCUGGAUUCCCGCGCUGGCUUCGGGCGCAAUCUGGCGCGUCAGCGGCGUAUAUCGCUGGUCUGUUCCACAGCGUGCCGUUCGACUACUGGAUUCCCGCUCUGAAUCCGCUUGUACGGUUCACGGACCGGGUCAACGAUCUUAUGUCCUUUUCCAAGGAAAUACUGGCCUCUGUCAAUCCAGAAGGAGGAAUGGACAUCAACUACGUCACGCUUCAAACUCUUGUCCGCCGCCAGUCUGGGACGCCGUCGCGGUUCGGGCAGGAUGGGAAUCUGUACACCUACCGAGAUGGUCUCUGCGAGAUAAUGGAUGAGUUGGUGCAGGUUGUGCGUGAGGCUGACAGGGCGUUUGUGGAGUAUCCUAGGCAUUGCAGUGAAGAGCAGCGCCGUCUGUGGAGCAUGGACCAGGCUGCUCGGGCGUGGACGGCAUACAAGAACGGGCACAUAAGGAUGCAUAUUGACUCUCCGCGGUGGAGCACGGCGGGUUUGAAAACCGCCGUCCAGGACAGAGAGGCAUGGGUGAAGUUGAAGGCUGACAUACGUGGAGACAUGAAGCAGGCACGCAUAUAA
Molecule: messenger RNA, 1254 nt
Organism: Podospora anserina S mat+
Lineage: Eukaryota; Fungi; Ascomycota; Sordariomycetes; Sordariales; Podosporaceae
Exons: 2
Coding region: 1-1254 (417 amino acids)
Molecular function (GO): carbon-oxygen lyase activity, acting on phosphates
Source: RefSeq, a predicted model, not a curated record